Cuscuta campestris is the source of this 3984-nucleotide messenger RNA. The record is from the annotation of a GenBank genome assembly. Lineage: Eukaryota; Viridiplantae; Streptophyta; Magnoliopsida; Solanales; Convolvulaceae.
GAAGAAGAAUCACGCCUGGCCAGAAACUUCAGUCAUGCAAUCAUUGGAAGGUGCAGCAAAGUUAUCCAUAUGCAAGACGUUGAAGAGUUCCUCAUUAAGGGGGGAUUUAAGGAGUUCAAACUUAGAAGACUGAAAUCACAAGAGAUUCUCUUCAUUUUCAAAAGGGAGGAAGACUACCUAAGAUGGUUUCACCGGCGCAAAUGGAACAUAAAAUCCUCAACGAUCACCCUUUGCAAAUGGUCUGUUGACUACUCACACUUCAAAGAUUGUCCAGUUAUUCCAGUAUGGGUAGAAAUCAGAAACAUUCCUUUACAUCUUAGUGAUCAUAUUCCUCUAUACUCCAUAGCUUCAGCACUGGGAAAGCCACUGAAACUGGGCAGGAAAACAGCCAUGGGAAUCUACCCGGGCAGUGCUAAAGUCUUUGUUGAAAUGGAUGUCUCCUUUUCCAAACCUCCUAAGAUCCAUCUUAGACUUGGCACAAGAGACCUAUGGCUACCUUGCUCAUAUGAAGAUCAUCCCCCUUUCUGUUCAAAAUGCCUAAGGUUUGGUCACCAGCUUUCCCAGUGCCGGAAACUCACAUCUCAAGCAGAAUUGGUGGGGCCCUCAGGAGCGGGAGGUUCAAAGCAAGAAUGGAAAAUGGUCAUGAGGAAGGUUCCAAAACCCAGUCAUGAUUUGAGGCAUAAGGCCCCCACCCCUGAUUAUUACAGUAGAAGACAACACCUUUUUUGUGCCACUAUAUCCAUGGAAGAGGUCCAAAAGGCAGUCUGGGAUUUGGAUGGGAACAGCGCUGGAGGGCCUGAUGGCUUCAAUGGAAACUUUUUCAAAUCUGCCUGGGACACAAUUAAGCAGGAUGUUUUGAUAGCUUCUCAAGAUUUCUUCAUGGGGCAACAUACUCCAAAAGCUUAUGGAAGCACCUUUCUAACCCUCAUUCCUAAAAUAGAUAACCCAAAGAGAUUUGAGGAUUAUAGACCAAUCUCCCUGUCCACUUUCAUGAGCAAGAUUAAUACAAAAAUUCUGGCCAACAGGCUAAACACCCUCCUACCCAAACUGAUCUCCAAGGAGCAAGCAGCAUUUCAAAAGGGAAAAUCAAUUGAUGAUCACAUCCUCAUGGCACAGGAGGCGGUUCACCUUUUGGAUAAAAAAGUGUAUGGAGGUAAUCUAAUCAUCAAAUUGGACAAGGCAAAAGCUUUUGAUAAACUUGACUGGGAAUACUUAGAGGCCCUACUUUUGAGAUUUGGAUUCAGUAGUCUAUCAACUUCUCUCUUAAUGGCCAACUUAAAUGGGACCUUAUUCAGUAUACUCAUCAAUGGAGAGCCAUCAGGAUUUUUCAAAAUGGAGAGGGGGGUAAAACAAGGAGAUCCACUCUCACCCCUUCUUUUCAUCCUAGCAGCAGAAGGUUUCAGUAGGCUCAUCAAUAUGCAGAUGGACACUAACCACCUGCUCAGAUUCAACUCAGGCCAGGUCUUAUUUCCUUCCCACCUUAUUUAUGCUGAUGACAUUAUAAUCUUUUCCAGGGGAGACAAUAGAAAUCUGCUCAAACUCAAGGUCACUCUAGAUAUAUACCUCAAGGCUACUGGGCAAGAGAUCAACCUUAACAAGAGCAGAUUCUACACUUCAAAGCACACAACCAGCUCCCAAAAUCAACGCAUGGAGAAGGCUCUAGGAAUCAAAAGAGGGAACCUACCUUUUACCUAUUUGGGAGCUCCUAUCUGUAAAAGGAUUCUGAGAAAAGAGCACUGCAAAGAUAUCUUGGGACAUUUUGAAAAACUUAUUCACUCUUGGUACAGCAAGACUCUCAACCAGAUGGGUAGACUUAUACUAAUAAAACAUGUUCUUUCUUCAAUCCCAUUACAUAUCCUUGCAGUCCACACCAUUCUCAAAUCAAUCAUCCACACCCUCAACAGAUACAUGGCCAACUUUUUGUGGGGACAAAAGGAAGGAUCCAAUAAACACCACUGGGUUAGAUGGGCACAAAUAACAAAACCUGAGGUAGAGGGAGGGCUGAGGAUCAAAAGCUUAAAGGACCUACAGCAAGCAUACACCCUUAAACUUUGGUGGAAGGCAAGAAAUGACAUUGGGAUAUGGGGGUCCUAUGUGAGAGCCAGGUAUAUGAAAACAGGAAUCAUGAAGGAAAGGAUCACUAACUCUCCAACAUGGAAAAGGAUUUGUAGAUCUAAUGAUCUGGCAACAUCCCAUACCACCACUACUAGUCCAGGCUUGCUUUGGGAAGGAGGAAACUUCAGCCUCAAGAGUGCUUUCAACAUGGUCCAGGAAAGUGGGACAACCCUAUUAUCCUGUAAAUACAUUUGGCACAGCUCAAACAUCCCAAAAAUCAAGAUCUUCUUGUGGAGACUCCUAAACAGUGCCCUUCCUUUCCCUAAAAACCUAUGCCGUUUCACAGCAGCCCUUCCCAGUUCCUGUCCUCUAUGCCAUAAAGAUAACGAUGACAUUGAUCACUCCAUGCUCCACUGUCCAACUGCAAAAGAGGUAUGGAACUUCAUGGCUUCCAUUUCCAACGGCCCAAGGGUUAAGGAGAACACCACAUUACGUCAACAUCUUCUUGCAUGGUGGUUUGGUAGCAGCACCAAACACUUCGGAGGAAACCUACGUCUCUUCUCCCCAGGCCUCUGCACUUGGUCCUUGUGGAAGGCACGUAACUCUUAUAUUCAUAACGCAGCUAAACCAACAGUGGAGGGUGUUAUUAAAACAUGCCUCAAAACUCUCCAAGCUUGGGCAUGGAUAAACAGGAACAAAAAAUGGAUGGCUCAUGAUGACGACUUCGAAGGCAUGGGAUUAGAUUCCUUUUGGCGAAAUGGUCGUAGAAUUUUAUCUAAAUCCUUUGUAUAAGCUGGUUGUUUUCUUCUUGUAUUACCCUUCAGGGCCCACUUCCAGCAUCCAUCCAUUUCUUCACCCUCGCUGCCCUCCAGGAUUAUUUCCUUAAUCGUCAUUCCUGUUACCUACAUGUAGCAAGAGAACAAACGACACACGCUGAGCAUUGGUGCUAAGUGAGAAAUAUAUAGCGUUUGACUAUGCAUAUAGGUGAAUUGUAACACCUCGACCCACGUGACCCAAAUACAAAGACCAACGACCAUCUAGAUACAAUUACCGCGGUGCAAAUUGGCUUAUCGCGGUAGCCGGGGUGCAAAUUGGCUUAUCGUGGUAGCCGGGUACCCUUAGGCGAUACCUAGCUACCGUCUGACAUCAAGAAAGCACAGAAAGAGCAGAGUUUGAUCCAAUUCCAAACCAUUCAAUAUGUGUAACGCUUUUAGCGGUAAUUAACACACAAAUCACACUACUUAAAGUACCUACCUAGCCGUCAUUGAUCAAUCAAUUCGAAUAACAUCAUACUCCCUUCGUCCAAGUUGAAACUUCUCAGUUUGACUUUGAACAGUUUAAAAUCUAAUGCUAAAAUUGUUUUGACUUUCCAAAUUUACCCUUUUCUUCUUCCUCCUCUCAAACCCACCUCACCCAUGAAAAGUUUCAUUCUCAAACCCACCCACCCCGCCCUUGCUAUGAUUCUGUCUCAACCCCACCAAUCCAUGCCAUCUUCAGUGAUGAAGAGACUAGGCUCAAAUUCAUACAAAAUAAAAUUGAAAAAAAGUCGAAGAGAUAAGAAGGGAUUUAUUCAAAUCCACUCGUUAGGAUUGACAUCACCUUGUUGCCUGGAAGCUUUGCCGCUACCAUCGCCACCUGGUCGUGAAGCAUUCUCAAAAAUGGAAGAUGGAUGGAAGCUAGAUCUGUAAGUUUUUCUGCUAGAUCUUGCUAAAAUUGAAGUAAAAUUAAGAUCAUUUCACUAUGAAGGGGCGGAGUCUGGAUUUAAGGCUCGGGUGACAAAGGAGCAGACUUCUAAAUCUUAAUCUAUUGCGCCGCUACCCGUAUGCCGCCGCUCGCCUGCCAAAGAAAAAAGAAAGGGGAGGGAGCUGACAAUGAAUAACAUGUGAGGUGAGGAUGAGAGCUAACAAAAAAUGAAGAACAGGUGCAGGG